This is a messenger RNA of Lodderomyces oxycetoniae, 1767 nucleotides long. RefSeq names its product Mnn2p (gene MNN2). Gene Ontology annotation, molecular function: alpha-1,2-mannosyltransferase activity. Bases 1 to 1767 code for a protein of 588 amino acids. Gene Ontology annotation, biological process: mannan biosynthetic process. The record is from RefSeq and is a predicted model, not a curated record. Gene Ontology annotation, cellular component: Golgi apparatus. NCBI's taxonomy places the organism in Eukaryota, Fungi, Ascomycota, Pichiomycetes, Serinales, Debaryomycetaceae. The transcript has a single exon.
AUGAUUUUGAAGCAUAGGUUAAGGGUUCUUGUGCUAAUAGCUAUAGGCUUAAUUGGAGUGCACUUGCUUACCUCCAAUAGAUUUCAUUCCAACGAUUUACAGAGUUUUCUUGAUAAUACUAUAAAUGCCAAACCAAAUACCGGCAAGAAUAGACCUCCAGAACCGGGAAAAAGUCUGGGUUCUGAAAAAGACAAAGUUCUGUCAACAAGUAAUAUUAAACCAGUAAAUCCCAAAAUUCGAAAUUACAAGAUAUUUUUCGAUGACCUUGACAAGUAUAGCAUUUCAGAACCUUCAAUUAAGGGUAAAUACAUAACGGAAAAAGCAAAAGAGUUGUUCUCAACCGAUGACUCAUUCUUGUUUAGUAAAGAGUAUUUGGAGAAUGUUUUGGAUAUCCCAGAUGCUACGUACAAGGCGAUGGCCGACAGCCAUUAUCAAUAUGUACACGAUCAUAUACCAAACCUCAUUAAUAAAGGCGUAGCUACUUUUGGAAAACUCGUUCCAAGUGAUCCCGAGUGGCUGAAAUAUCACGGCUCUUCAGGAUAUGUGCUUAUUGGUGGCGGUAAAUAUAGUUGGCUAUCAUACCUUGUAAUCAAACAAAUCAGAGCCACCGGGGCAAAGCUACCAAUAGAACUAUUCUUAGCUUCAAAGGAUGAUUACGAAGAAACAUUCUGUACUCAUAUUCAAUCAAAAUACAAUGCUAGGUGUAAUGUCUUUGACACUGAGUUGGCUAAGCAAUUGCAGGAAAAAUUCAACAUUGGAGGCUAUCAGUACAAGAUGCUAGCAUUGUUGAGCUCUCAAUUUGAAAAUGUAUUUUACAUAGAUUCAGACAACUUUCCAACAAAGAACAUUGACUACAUUUUUGACUCAGAAUUAUACAAAAAGAACAAUUUGAUUUUAUGGCCUGAUGCAUGGGCGAGAACCACAAACCCAAAGUUUUACGAAAUUGCUGAAGUUGAAGUUAAGGAGAAUAAACUCAGAUAUUCAAAAUACGAUAUUAAACAAGCAGGUGGGGAGGAGAAUUUGCAACCAUUUUCAAAAUACACUUUUGCCGAUUCGUGGUUCCACGAUUUUGAGGGCACUUUACCGGAUCCAACUUCUGAAACAGGGAUGCUUGUUAUUAAUAAAACUAGUCAUUUGAAAACGUUAUUACUUUGUUUAUACUAUAAUGUGUUUGGUCCGAAUUUUUACUACCCAAUAUUGACUCAAGGUUCGGCAGGCGAGGGCGAUAAAGAAACAUUCAUAGCAGCGGCUACAGUAAUGAAAGAACCAUGGCAUCAAACUUUGAAACAGUUUCAGUGGGUAGGAUACCACUCAAAGGCAACUGACAGCUUUACUUCGAAAGCUUUGGGCCAUUUCGAUCCAGUCCAAGCUAAUGAUAAACCACAACCAGACAAUGUAGAUAUAGUAUUCAUGCAUUUAUCAUAUCCUAAAUUUUACCCCAAUUGGUUAGUCGAUAACAAUGAUUUGAUUUAUAAAGAUUCAGAUGAACAUAUUCGAAUGUAUUCGGCAAUUGACAAAAAUGUGGGAUACGAUUUUGACUUGAGAAUCUUCCAGUUUUUUACAGAAGGUAUUUGUCCAAACUAUUAUAAAUCUGAUGGAUCAGCUUUGGAUAGCAACGUUGAUUUGAAUAAGGAGACAUCAUAUAUGGGUAAUUACCUUGAAUACAUCAGGGCGGAUGAAGAAACAAAUAGAGACCGAUGCGAAAAGGUGUUUAUUCCACAUUUGGAAUGGCUAAAGAAAACAAUACCAAACGAUAAGUCAAAUUAA